AUGUUAACAUCUCGCCUCACGGUUUUGACGAGACCUCAGUUGCAAUGCCUUCCUGCCAAGCAUCUGCGAUUUCAUAAUGUUGGAGCAUUCACUGUAUCCUGGCACUUUGUGGCUUUCUAUAAGUUUGCUGUGGCCAAACUAAGAAAGAAGGUAUAUGCAGAUUUCUACAGAAAUUAUGAUUCCAUGAAAGAUUUUGAGGAGAUGAAGAAGGCUGGUAUCUUUCAGAGUGCAAAGUAAUGUUGGAAUGUAAAGAAUUUCUUUGAGUUGAGUUCCAUGGAAGUUUGUCACUGACCUGUG
Messenger RNA from Lontra canadensis (Northern American river otter), 297 nucleotides. Its product is annotated as cytochrome c oxidase subunit 6C-like. Lineage: Eukaryota; Metazoa; Chordata; Mammalia; Carnivora; Mustelidae. The transcript is spliced from 2 exons. The record is from RefSeq and is a predicted model, not a curated record. The coding region runs from base 1 to 237 and encodes 78 amino acids.